UGCGAUUAUAUGGAAACCACUUAGCGAUCAGUUGCGAUUAUAUGGAAACCACUUAGCGAUCGGUUGCGAUCGUUCGGUCAAAUAAUCUGCGAUAAUGUGGAAACCAUCUUUUAGUUCUUGCGCCUGCAAACUUGGGAUUUAAUUUUUCAUAGAAGCUUGUACCCCCAUAACAAGAUGGCAAUUCUAUCGCAAGGUUUUGAAAUGGUCCCGCUCUCCGAUUAGGAUAGACUUUUAGUAUGUUAUUAAUCAAUACGUAUACGAUUUUGAUCUGCCAAAAAUAUUGUUUUUGGCAUAAAAUGAGUGGACCAUCAGUACAGUCUAUAGGCCAAAUCCGUUAGGUUUGGCGGAUUUGGCUACUGGACUAUGUAAUCGUUAAGACUUUUUUUUUAUCUCGGCAGGAUUAUUUUCACCAUUUGUAGUACGAAAGCAUAGAUCUAUUUUUCAUUUUAUGCCGGGUCUAUCAGCGUAAAACAAAACAAAACUCGUGAAAAUUACAUGUCAUCGUGCUCAUUUAAAAUGAAAGCUUCUAUAAUCCAUGACCUCAUUCAUGGCGUUUUAAUUAUCCAUAAUAAAAUAAACAAUAAAUCUUUAUAUGUCAUUUAUAUUAUGAUUAUGUGCAUAUGCAUUUAUCAUUAUUUCGCCCGCAAGUUCCCGGGGAGAGGGGUACUUCGAAUUAAAAGGGGUAGGGGUCCUCGUCGGAAAAGCGAAGAAGCCUAAAAACAACCUACUUAAGUUGAGCAUCGAUAUAACGAUCGACUCAAGCCCGCUAAAGGCUAGAUUACAGUAAAAUGCAUGGGGCAAAACCUCACCUAUAACGGUAUAUAGCGAUAACAAGUUCGUAGACCAAGUGUAAAAUUUCGAUACAGCGAUACAUACGCGAGCAAAGCAAGUAAUUUUUACAGUUUGACAAUUAGAAUUUUACAUACUUUUCUCAAUUGUUUAAAUUGUCCCCUAAACAAUAAACUGUACAACCUUACAUACAGUGCAUAUCAGGGGCGCAGCCAGGGGGUGGCCUAGCCCCCCUCCCCCCUUUAGGAUCCAAAAAUACAGUAAAUGUAUGACACAUUAUCUAAAAUACAGGAGAAAUGCCUUGAAAGUCCAGCUCUCCCUCCCUUGUCUUAAUUUAAUUGAAUGAAUAUCUUGCAGUUGCAGCGAUAGAGGAUGUAUUCGACACAAUGUGUAUAAAAAAAGAAAUUCUAGAUAAAACUGAGUGUAUUUUCAAUCAUAUGAUAGACUUUCGCCAAGUCGCCCUCUUUGACUUCCCCUAAUAAAAGGACUCGAUCUUAUGGAUAUUUUCAUCAGUAGCGAGUAAACAAAAAUGGGCGCGCGGAGAGAACAGCAAAUUUCUAAAAAGCCGAAAUCUCAGGCUGGACGUUUUUAAAAAAGGUUCUUAUAAAAAAAAGAGUGUAUCUCAAAUGCACUUAUUCUUCUUAAUGAUAUACAACACUUUUUCCCAUUUAUUACUCUCGCCAUUCUUGAGGCUAUCAUAUAAAGCCUGUCGCGCAAGUUUGCAUCUCACACUCAUCAUCAACUCGAAUUUGCGUCAUAAGUGAAGCUGUACUAAUAUAUCAUAAUAUAAAUUUUCUGCAUGAUUUCACUAAGGCUAUUAGUGGCUACAACGCAACUACAACGCAACUACAACGCCAGCUGUUGUGAAAUUUCCGGGUGAAACACAGCGCUCACAUUUGUAUAAUACUCGCAUGGCUCCCCUAGGAAUAAUCUCGAUUUCUCACUUCCUGUUGUUUCUUGGCUUUGCAUUAUUUGUGCUUACGUACGGAAUAACAGGAUGGGGGAACGGAGAUGCAGUGAAUGACCAUAUCGACAUUGUGCUAAAACUCACGGAUCAAGCUUGCUUAUGGGCUGGCAUACCGACUUUGAUCACUUCAAUGUUUGGGAUGGUGACCGGGUGCGUGCCCAAGAUGGGAAUGUUCAUCGCGUUGCUGCUAUUUGACAUCAUCACGUGUCUGUGCAACGUCGCAAUGGUGUUUCUUGUUUCCUUCAAGACAUGUAAAGAAUUUAAGGAUCUCGGCCUUAGCUGUUUUAAGAAGUGGACUGUGACUUAUUCCAUUUCCGCGCUUAUCGUCGCCGCCGCUAUGAUUGCUUUGCUCGCCCUCGUCUCCGCUAUCCUCGCCGGCAUCAAGAUAAACAAACUUAAGAAGGAAAGAAGUGGACAGACAGAACUUCUCGCGCUCAUUCAAUAACAAAGGAGGAGUCUGGAAGAUUGAAAUAACCGCACGAGGAAAACUGGCGUUGAAACCGUCUGGCGACCAUGGUUCUGUCAACGAGAGUGACGCGAUGACGAACGCGUACAACCAAACCGCGAGAAUGGCUAUAAAACCUCGGGGUUUGCGCAUCUUUUCGCGGUAUGAAAAAGGACAAGAGAGUACAAGGUAGCGAUCAAUGGCUAUCAAGCUCAGGUUACAGAUCGAUGCGCCGGAGCAGAGCGCGUCCACAAAGAUCCAAAAUUUGCAGACAGACAGGCCAAGAUCCCAGCACAUGAGAUGUAACGUGUGAUAUCAGCAGAUCGCUGACGGCCAGUGACCCGAUUAAGUAGUUUGUAACACUGCGAAGACGUCGGUAUCGAUAGAUUGCCACACACACUAGUAGGUUUCCGAACAAGUCUAGAAAUAAAAUUACAACGACAAACCCUGCCUGAGCGAUAAGAGACCAUGGGGUGUAGUGGCUACCGCAGGACUCGCUACUAUCACUCCCAUUCAUGGCCAAACCCCCAACAAACCUUGACGGACUAGAGGACUUGGUGCGCAAACGAAGCUGGCUCUGUGUGUCUUAGUGUUAUUAGCCCACUCGAGCGCAAACUCGCUUGCACAGUAAUUUCAAGUGAUGUUGAUAGAUAGCUGCUUCUGCGCACUCACUUGAAACUGUCACUCGCUGACACCUCUUACAUUAAGAGCAAGGCAACGGUGUAUACGUCAGAAGGAAGUAUGCUAUUGACUUCGGAUCAAAAUACGGAAUCCAUUCUCGGAUUGUUGAGUAUUCAAAAGCCCGCCGGCACGCAGGCCUUUGCAUUUCGGAGGGUCUGAUAUCAAAAAAUCUACCAAAUGAAGUUAAACUCACUUUUGGUUGACUAAUGAUGAUAUUGUAGACGCUUGAAUGAAAAUCGGAUGCUGGGCAAAGAUGUACAGGCGCGACGACGAAGAAGCGAUAGCCUUGCAUUUUGGAGGGUCUGAUGUCAAAAAAUCUACCAAAUGAAGUUAAACUCACUUUCGGUCGUCUAAUGAUGAUAUUGUAGACGCUUGAACGAAAAUCGGAUGCUGCGCAAAGAUGUACAGGCGCGACGACGAAGAAGCGAUGGCCUUGAAUUUUGUUUUUGCUUUCGCACCCAAGUAUUAGUGGAAGAUUAAAUGAGUUUCCUGUUUACUUCA
Molecule: messenger RNA, 3383 nt
Organism: Nematostella vectensis (starlet sea anemone)
Lineage: Eukaryota; Metazoa; Cnidaria; Anthozoa; Actiniaria; Edwardsiidae
Exons: 6
Coding region: 1701-2201 (166 amino acids)
Source: RefSeq, a predicted model, not a curated record